Molecule: messenger RNA, 2220 nt
Organism: Pelecanus crispus (Dalmatian pelican)
Lineage: Eukaryota; Metazoa; Chordata; Aves; Pelecaniformes; Pelecanidae
Source: RefSeq, a predicted model, not a curated record
GUAUUAAAGUGAAAUUUAGAACCCAGGAACCUGAUGGUUUGAUUUUUUUCUCUGCAUCACCUGGGAAUCAAGAGGAAUAUAUUGCACUUCAACUGAGGAGUGGGCGUCCUUAUUUUCUUUUUGAUCCACAGGGAUCUGCGGUAGCAGUCACUCCAACUAAUGAUGGUGGAAAAGAGUACAAUGAUAACAGUUGGCACCAAAUAAUUGCUACAAGAAUUCAAGCACUGGGAAACAUCACAGUGGAUGGGCAGUACACAGGUUCUUCCUUAGCAACUAGUGGCAGUACCAUUAUUGGAGAGAACAUGGGGGUUUUUGUUGGAGGACUUCCACAGGGUUAUACUAUUGUAAGAAAGGAUGUAGGGAUGAAGAUGGUAGUCCAGAAAGGAUUUGUGGGGUGUCUCAGUGACAUAUUUUUGAAAAAAGUGCAUACUCCCUAUGAAAACUGGGAAUCUUUGAACUGGCAGGAUGCUGAAGAGCAAAAGAAUGUCUAUCAUAUUUGGGAAGGUUGUCCUGUUGUCCUCUCAGAAGGAGCACAUUUUCUUGGCAAAGGAUUCCUGGAACUGCAUUCAGGUGUUUUCAGUGGUGGACUGGAAUUUGAGAUCUCAUUCAAAUUUAGAACAGAUCAACUGAAUGGAUUGCUUUUGUUUGUUUACAAUAAAGAUGGCCCAGAUUAUCUUGCAAUUGAACUGAAAAGUGGAAUAUUAAACAUCUUUUUAAAAACUGGCAUUGUCUUUACACAAGUGGAUCUCUGGUUAGGACUGUCUUAUUGUGAUGGAAAAUGGAACAAAGUCACAGUGAACAAGGAGGGCUCUGUACUAUCAGCAAGUAUGAAUGAACUGAGAGAGCAGACGCUUGAACCUGGUGUUCAGCAGCUGAGAGUAAACUCGCCAGUGUACAUAGGAGGAAUCCCACCUGAGAUUCAGAAUUUUUAUAAAGAAGUGGGGUUAGAACAAGGUUUCGGUGGUUGCAUGAAGGAUGUUAAAUUUACACGAGGUGCUGUCGUUAACUUGGCAUCUGUGUCCAGCAGUGCUGUCAGAGUCAAUCUGGACGGAUGCCUAUCAACUGACAGUGCUGUUAACUGCAGGGGAAAUGACUCCAUCCUAGUAUACCGAGGAAAAGAGCAGAGUGUUUAUGAGAGUGGUCUACAACCAUUUACAGACUACCUUUAUAGGGUGGUUGCCUCAAAUGAAGGAGGAUCAGUAUCUAGUGUAUGGACCCGUGUUCGUACAAGAGAAUCAGUUCCACAAAAUGUGCCAACUCCCUCAAGAGUUCACAGCAUAAAUGGUUACAGCAUUGAGGUCACCUGGGACAAACCUGCUGGGGUCAUAGGUGUAAUUGAGAAGUACAUUUUGAAAGCAUAUGAAGAGGAUGGUCCCAAUGUACCCAUCACUAGUGCUGAGCUUGCUGACACUAGUAUGCUCACAGAUUUAACGGUUUUUACGCCACACGAGUUUCUGCUCACUGCAUGCACGCUUGCUGGCUGUACAAACAGUUCCCAGGUCACCUUGUUUACAGCGCAGCUGCCACCAUCUCACGUAGAUGCCCCGGUCCUGAUGGUUUUGGAUUCUAGAACUAUAUAUGUACAAUGGAAAGAACCAGUAGAAGUAAAUGGAAUCCUAGAUCGCUAUAUAAUUUAUAUUGCCAACAAUGAGCAGAAUUUUACAAAGUGGAAUGUAAUCUAUAACAGCACGGAACUUUUUCUGGAUUUUACUAUUCAGCAGCUUUUCCCGGGUACUGAAUACCUCAUAAAACUAGCUGCUUGCACUGGAGGUGGAUGUUCAAUAAGCGAAGCUAGCACAGCUAUAACAGAUGAGAGUACACCAGAAGGUGUUCCUGCUCCAAAAGCCCAGUCAUAUUCAUCUGACUCCUUUAACAUCUCAUGGACUAAGCCUGAGUAUCCGAAUGGUAUUAUUACUAGCUAUGGAUUGUAUAUGGAUGGUGUUCUGAUGCAAAAUUCAUCACAGCGAAGUUGUUAUGCUUAUGGACUUGCUCCUUGGAGUCUGCAUUCCUUCAGAGUCCAGGCAUGUACUGCAAAAGGUUGUGCUUUGGGUCCAUUGGUAGAAGCUCGGACCAUGGAAGCUUCCCCUGAGGGAACAGUUGAUAUAUUUGCUGCUGUCGAUGGGUCCAAAGAAGUUAAAUUAAAAUGGCUUGCCCCAAAUAAACCUAAUGGAAAAUUGACCUACACAGUCCUUGUCACUGGUAUCUUCUAUGCUGAUCAAG